GGCAGACAUCCAGCACUGCUCCACUUAGAAACUUACUUUAACCAGUUCCCUUGUCUUCUCUGUUAUUCUGUAAAUACUACAUUUUCUCAGCAUUCAGUGAGAGUGCAAUACCCACAUUUUGAGAGAUUUAUCUUCCUACUCAAAAUAGACAAGCCCCAUUUCCUGCCUUGCUGAAGAUCUAUACUCUGGACAUCACUGAGACAAUUCCAGGGAGACUCAUCCAUAAUUUUAGAGAUGGCAAGCAAAUUCAAGAAAAUUGUUCUUCUGAAAGGAUUACAGGGCAUGGAGGACUAUGAGUUUAGGACAAUCAAGUCCUUACUAAGAAAAGAACUAAAACUAACUAAAAAGCAAGAGGAGUAUGACAGAAUUCAGCUGGCUGACCUGAUGGAGGACAAGUACCCAAAAGAUGCUGGACUAGCCAAGCUGAUAGAACUGUGCAAAGACGUGGAAGAACUUAAAGAAAUUGCUGAAAAGCUUAAAACAGAGAAGGCUAAAGUUACAAAACAAAGGAAAGGAGAACGGAAAACUGCGGUGAAAAAAAGAAAGCAAGAUGAACCCAGUAGUUUCCCAACUCCUGCCACCAAUAAUGAAUCAAACAAGAAUAAACCUUCUUCAAAGAACAAGAUAAAACAAACCAGAAAAACUGAAGUUGGAAAGAAAAGGAAGCUUACUGAGGACCAGACUCGGCUUUCAGAACCUUCAGAAACCAACACACAAAAAAAUGAAGGUUGUAUCCAGACUCCCCAUAAGCCUCUACCAACAACAUCCACUUGUUCCUCAAAGAAGAAACAAAAAAACACAAUCAUCCAAAAACAUGGUAUCAUAAAGACAGAAGUUCCACAGGAAAAGCAGCAGCAUCCCCAGUUUUCAGCAACCAGCAACUCCUCAGCUGUGAGUGAACUCCAGACUCUCCAGGGACAUUCAGCAAUUGCUUCCAGCAGCCUUCAGAUUCCUCUGAUGCCUCUAGAAUCACUCUUGGCUUUAAAGAUGUUGCAGGCCUCUACAGUACCAACUUGCCAGAAUUUUCCAGUGUCAGCAUCACACUCCUGUAUCCCUCUGACCUGUCAUGUGUCUCCUGCACCGUUCAGUGCAGUCCAGGCUCCUCAUGAACCUUCAGCAACAGCAUCUAGCAAUGACUGUGUCCCUGUCAUGCGUCCAGAAACAGUAUCCAAAUCUCUCAGUGCUCCUCAGAUGUCUCCAACCAUAGUGCCCAGCAGUGUCCAGGACCAUCUCCUACCUACAGCAGCAGCAUCCAGUAGCACACAGGCUUCUCACAGUCAACUAAUAGCAUCCAAAAGUGUAAAAAGUACUAGAAGGCCUUCAGCAACGCUGACAAGCAAAUCCAAGCUGGGAAAGAUGUCUCCUCCCACAACAGCAUCGAGCAAUGCUCAGGUUUCCCAUGCUCCUCUUGCAGCAACAGCAUCCCAAAGAAACUCUGCCACUCAGGUGCCUCAAAGACCAAAACCCUGUAGCAUUCAGGCUCUUAACUCUACAGCAAAGGCUACAGUAAAGGCAUCCAAGAAUGUCCAGACCCAUCAAGUGUUUUUACCAGCAGAGGCCAAUUAUUUCCAGGCUUCGGAGGCACCUCCUCUACCAACAUCCAGCAGUCUUUUCACCCCUCAGGUGCCUAUGUCAACAGCGACAAGCAGAGUCCAGACCACUCAAAGGCAUCCAGGAACAGCAUCCAACUGCAUUCAGGCUUCUCACUUUCCUCUGCCAACAGUGUCCAGAAACGUGUGCACCUCUCGAGUGCCUCAGCUAGCAGCAUCCAGUACUGGGCCGGCCAUUCUCCAUCCUAAAGUAAAAGCAUUCAAGAGCACCCAGGCACCUCAGGCACCCUCAGCAACGACAUCCAGCACUCUCAGGCCUCCGUGUGCAUCUCUACCACCAGCAGCCAGCACUCUCCUGGAACCACGUUCAUGUCUACCAAAAGCAUCCAGAAGUUUCCUGGCUCCACCCAUGUCCACAGUAACAGCAUUAGGGGCUUUCCAGGCUACUCCAGUGCCUCCAGCAACAACAAACAACAGUCUAUCCAGGGUAAUGGCCAAGAGGACAAUGUAAUUGUACAAACAAUAUAAUGACAGAGAUUAGCACAAACUUGGAAGGCGUCUUCAUUUUUUUUUUAAUUUUUG
Molecule: messenger RNA, 2132 nt
Organism: Psammomys obesus (fat sand rat)
Lineage: Eukaryota; Metazoa; Chordata; Mammalia; Rodentia; Muridae
Product: inteferon-activable protein 208-like
Exons: 5
Coding region: 235-2061 (608 amino acids)
Biological process (GO): activation of innate immune response; cellular response to interferon-beta
Molecular function (GO): double-stranded DNA binding
Source: RefSeq, a predicted model, not a curated record